UGUUACGAAGCCAUUAGUUUUAUACCAGAAGCUCGAGCAGGACAUAUGGCAAUAAUAAUUGGAGAUCUAUUAUAUUUUAUGGGAGGGUCUCGUUUUAUUCCAUCCGCAAAUCCAAUUAAGAGCUCAAUAAGAGUGUAUAAUUUGUCCGAUGAGGUUUUUUAUCUAAAUCUUUCAUCUCAAUUUUCCACUGUUAGCCCACCAUAUGUUGACCUUACAAGUACUUCUGCACGAAUGGAAUAUGCAAGUGAAAAAGGUGCCGUGGUGCUCGGAGAUGCUGUUAAUGAAAAAGCGUAUCUGAUUGGAGGUGUACAACAGAAUCUUGCACUCCUUAAUGAAAUUGAUCAUAAUGCAACUAUAACUUCGAAUCAAACAUUGAUGAUAAAUGAAAUUAGCAAAACCUAUAAUACGACUGAUCAAUUCGUUUUUUUCUAUCAGUCACGUGCAAAAUCUUGGUCGUAUCCUUUGAGUUAUAAUGGAACGCAGCCGUCUAGACGAAGAUCAACUUCAACUGCCAUAA
Molecule: messenger RNA, 517 nt
Organism: Racocetra persica
Lineage: Eukaryota; Fungi; Glomeromycota; Glomeromycetes; Diversisporales; Gigasporaceae
Source: the annotation of a GenBank genome assembly